GAGAAUUAAAUCCCAUCUCUGUUUCACCAUAUCAAAGAAGAGAAAACAGACCCAUAAGAUCUUCAAUAUAUAUUCAAAAAAAUGGGUGGGUUAAGAUUGAUUGCAUCAGAUUUUAUGAUGUGCUUUAUGUGGCCAUGGUCAAGCAUUCUCAUAAAGAUUUUUGUACACAAGCCAUUAGGGUUAGGUUUUGAAACCAAAGAUGAAAUCAUUAAGUGUGCUAUCUCUGUUAUUAACAUGUUUUUCUUUGCAUGGUUGGGUAUGCUCACCAAGGGUGGGGCCUACAAUCCCCUCAUGGUACUUGUUCCUGCAUUGUCUGGUGAUUCCUCUACUUUUCUAUAUACAGUUGGUGCAAGAAUUCCUGCCCAGAUUAUUGGAUCAAUUACCGGAGUUAGCUACAUCAUUAGAACAUUUCCUGAAUUAGGACACAGAUCGCCUCUAAAUGUUGACAUCCAUCAAGGAGCACUAACAGAAGGAUUUCUUGCAUUUGUGAUUGUCCUGCUUUCACUUAGCCUUGCUGCUAAGAUUCCUGGAAGCUUCUUCAGGAAAACAUGGAUCUCCAGUAUUUCAAAGAUCGCUCUACAUAUAGUUUUCUCAGAUCUUACUGGUGGAUAUAUAAAUCCAGCAUCUGUUAUCGGAUGGGAUUAUGCUAGCGGCACACAUUUAUCAAAGGAGCAUCUUCUUGUUUACUGGAUCGCUCCGAUCGGGGGAACUUUACUUGCAGUACGGGUCUUUAGGGUGGUUGUCCGGCCACUGUUACGGGACAAUGCAAAGGCAAACGUUAAGAAAUCUGACUAAAAGGUAUCCGUCCAUAAUUAUGUUUUAAUUUUUAGGAUAAGUGUAAGCUGUUUUUAGAAUUUUUCAUGUCUAAGUUUAAGUAUAAGUUAUAGUCAAGUAUAAGUUUUAUUUCAAAAUGUAACGCCAAUAGAUGGUCAAUGUACAAGAUGUUACAAACUCAGCAUGCAUUUGAUCAAAAAUCGCAGCAAAGCGUAAAAAGACAGAGCUCAAGUUAAAGCCAUUUCAACUGACAAUUCUGAUGUCAUUCGAACCCUUAUGAAUGCAAAUGGCAACUUCCUCAUUGCUCUGUAUGCACCAGCCGGGAAUCGAACCCGGGUCUGUACCGUGGCAGGGUACUAUUCUACCACUAGACCACUGGUGCUGUUGAGAAAUAUGUC
This is a messenger RNA of Daucus carota subsp. sativus, 1172 nucleotides long. Its product is annotated as probable aquaporin SIP2-1. Bases 82 to 795 code for a protein of 237 amino acids. Gene Ontology annotation, cellular component: membrane. Gene Ontology annotation, molecular function: channel activity. NCBI's taxonomy places the organism in Eukaryota, Viridiplantae, Streptophyta, Magnoliopsida, Apiales, Apiaceae. Gene Ontology annotation, biological process: transmembrane transport. The transcript is spliced from 3 exons. The record is from RefSeq and is a predicted model, not a curated record.